CCUGCAGAUCAGUGACCGAGCAGAAACCCGGAAGCAGUAACCGCAAAUUACGAGCUACACAGCUCUACACCUACGUGACAUCACUCAACAUCUGUCUACACCUGUAACCCCGACGUCAGAGCAAGAUGCCCGAGGCAAAGACACCGCGGUUCAAAGCCACGAGCACCAGCGCCAGCGACGGGCUGGAGGGCUUCAAGGCGCACGCUGUGUUCCAGGAAAUCAACAAGAAGCUCCAGGAGGAAGGGGAGCAGUUUGUGAAAAAGAUCGGAGGAGUGUUUGCCUUCAAAGUAAAAGACGGCCCGAAUGGACAGGAGGCCGUUUGGUUUGUGGACGUGAAGAACGGGAAAGGCUGCGUUCACAAUGACGAAGCUAAGAAAGCAGACUGCACCAUUUCCAUGUCAGAUACAGACCUGUUGGCCUUGAUGACGGGGAAGAUGAACCCACAGACUGCGUUUUUCCAGGGCAAGCUGAAGAUCACAGGGAACAUGGGCCUGGCCAUGAAGCUUCAGAGCCUGCAGCUGCAGCCGGGCAAAGCCAAGCUGUAGAGGAGACGUCGGAGCGGGCCGUUACUACGCCUCUGUAGAACUCAACAGAAUUAACCCCCGAAUACUUUAACAACAACAACUUCAAGUGGAUGUCGAAGGUCUGUGGAGCUUCUCGUCACAGGAACGAACCAACGUCCCUACUCUCGAGACGCACUACAUUACUGACGCACUGCCAAUACAAACUGGAGAAGAAAUUAGAUUAGAACUAAUAAAGAAUUCUCUAAUCAAGUCCCUCUUAUUAUUCUCCCAGUACACAGAAAAAGGGGCUCUCUAUUUAUAGAUACAGAUUUACUUUACAAUAACUUCCCAAUUUAAUAAUGACUGUUGUUGAAGGAAUCUUGCUUUGACUUUAUUAUGUCCGUACAUGUUUUUGAGUAGAGCUGAUUAUUUCUGCCAUCAUGGACGCGUAUAAGUGCCUCCUCAUCUUAGAUGUUUUUUCACUGUGGCCACUCAGCCUUCCAACGGAGGAGGAGGGGCAGGAGAGAGGGGGCAUUUUCUGCUAUUUUAUCAUUGUAUGAAUCCCAAACAGAUUUCUACUAAAUAAAUGUGCCUCUGCUG
Molecule: messenger RNA, 1103 nt
Organism: Gasterosteus aculeatus aculeatus (three-spined stickleback)
Lineage: Eukaryota; Metazoa; Chordata; Actinopteri; Perciformes; Gasterosteidae
Gene: scp2b
Product: sterol carrier protein 2b
Cellular component (GO): cytosol
Source: RefSeq, a predicted model, not a curated record